GUAACGUGGUGUUGUUGGCUGUUGCUGCUCUACGAUGAUGGUGACCAGAUGUCUGUCAUGGGUGGAGUAGCAUGGUGAAGGACACCAGGCGCGCGGCCCCACCGGCAAGAUGACCCAGACGACAUACUCCCGCCCUCACCCGCGGGGCCGCCCACCUCCGCCCCCGCCCCACCCACAAGCCAGUGUAGUAAUGAGGACGUGUAUGAGGUGGCAACAUGUGGUAGUGGCAGUGGUAGUGGCAGUAGCAGUUACCUGCGGGGGUGCGGCGGGUAGUGUGGGCGAGCUGGUGCGGUUCUCAGCUCCUCAGUACAAUGCCAGCGUGCCAGAGAACGCUCUCGGCAACACGGCCGUCAUCAGCGACACCAUGAUGGGCAUAUAUGCUACUGACCCCGCCCUCAAAAUCAAGUAUCGCAUCACAGAGGGUGAUGACAAAAACUUCUUCAGGGCGGCCAGGCGCGUCGUCGGCGACUUCUCUUUCCUGGAGUUGCGGGUGCGUACUGGGAACCUCCAGUUCCUUAACCGGGAAAGUCGGGACCAGUACCGCCUCAAAGUGAAAGCACAGCACCGCCGCCACGACGGCACCAAGGAGGACCUUCCGGGCGCUGUCACAGAGGUGGUUAUUACCAUUACGGACCUCAACGACAUCUCGCCGUUCUUCCUGCAGGAGGAGUACCGCGUGCGCCUAAGUGAGGACACGCCCCUCCAUGCCUCGGUGGCGCGCGUCAAAGCCGAGGACCCAGACGAUGGCCUGAACGGCCAAGUAUAUUAUAGUUUCUUACACCCAACGUCAGUGUUCGCUAUCCACCCUACCUCGGGGGUGGUCACCCUCACACGACCACUCAGCUUCCUGGAUCAGGCCGCGUAUGAGUUAACGGUGCAGGCGCAGGACCGCGGGCGCCAACAUCGCGGGGGCUGGCCUGCACACUCCAAACUUUACAUCAACGUUACUGAAGAAAACGUGUAUGAUCCACAGAUAUUAGUGAACAAGUUGCCCGAGUCGAUGCCUCGCGCCCACCUGGCUGUGGUCGCCAUUAUCAGCAUUAUGGACCAAGACCGAGGCCCCAGUGGCGAGGUCAGGUCACUAGAGAUAGUUGAAGGCGACCCCGACCGUGUGUUUCGCAUCCUGCCAGGAUCUGAUGCUAAUGAAUUUAACCUGGCUGCUCUUGACACCAUCGACUGGAACGACUCGCCAUUCGGCUUUAACUUAACACUGAAAGCUACUGACGGAGGCAAUCGACCACGGUUCAGUUACAAGGUGGUGCGUGUGGCGGCACCACCAGGACCUCAGCAUGAAGAGGUGUUCACGCAGAAGUUGUACGAGGCUUCCGUGAGUGAGAAGGCCCCCAUAGGCACACGGGUACUGCAAGUAGGGUCCUGGCUACCAGGAGCACAACGACGCGUCCAGUUCACUGUACUGGCAGGCAACAAAGGAAGACAGUUCCACUUGGAUCCAUUCUCGGGGGUAAUUACCACGGGGGCGACCCUAGAUGCUGAGAUUCGCACUGACUACACUCUCACUGUGGGCGCUACCAGCCCCUCCCUUCUCCAGCCGCAGCAGCAGGCCUCAGCGAAGGUAAUAAUUCGCGUUAUGGACGCUAACGACAACACGCCCAUGAUUGUUGCACCUCAAGGUGUUGUGCGCGUAGAAGAACACCAUCCCGCUGGCACCUGGGUAACCAAGGUGAGGGCACAGGACUAUGACUCCGGGGAGAAUGGUUAUGUCUCAUACAGUUUAGCCAACGCCGACGAUGUGCCUUUCACGGUAGACCACUUUACAGGCGAGGUGCGCACCACCCGGGCCCUCGACUAUGAAACUGAGCGGCGCACAUGGCGACUGCUGGUGCGUGCAUCAGACUGGGGCUCCCCCUACCGUCGCCAGAGUGAGAAGAUCAUCACGGUGCACGUGGAAGACGUCAACGAUAAUAGGCCACAGUUUGAGCGGGUAGAUUGUACAGGUUAUAUCGACCGCUUUACUCCGCUGGGAUCAGAAGUGUUUACCCUCUCGGCUGUAGACUUCGACCAAGGAAAUAUUAUCAGUUACAGGAUCGUGGGCGGUAAUGAAGACCACUGCUUUUCUCUGGAUUCCACAACUGGAGUGUUAACACUGACGUGUGACUUACAGGACUUGACGGCCUCAGAACGCUUACUGAACGUGACAGCAACUGACGGCCAACAUUUUGCCGAUACCUUGGCGCUCCGUCUCCAAUUGGUGAGACAGCAGAGUCCAACAGUUGAUUCCUGGGCAUCCCUGGACUGCAGGGAGAUGGGUGUGGCUCAACGUCUCGCUGAGCAGCUAGCGCGCGCUGCUAAGAACAAUCGUCGGGAUGACCCCAUCAGCUUGUUGUCACCUCCUCCUCCGGUAGUGAACGCCUACGCGCCUGAACUAUUACUCCUGCCUUUGGAGGUUCGUGUGCGAGAGAACAGCGACCCGGGCACGGUGGUGCUCCAGGUUGACGCCGAUGACGAGGACAGCGGCUACCCAGGCCACCUCGUGUAUGCCAUCUCCUCCGGCAACGAGGAAUCUGUGUUCAUGAUAGAUAUGGAGACCGGGUCCUUGACGGUUGCGGGACUGCUGGACCGAGAGAGACUUGCACGCUACAACCUCAACUUAACCGUAUAUGACCUGGGAAGACCGCAACGUUCUACAUAUCGCCAAAUUGCCGUCACUCUCGUCGACGAAAAUGACAAUGCACCUGACUUCGACAAGCCCGCCUAUAGUUUCUUCCUGCCAGAGAAUGUGGCAAACGGCACGAGUGUGUACGAACUGCGGGCCCACGACCCUGACGAGGGCAUUAACGGUGUUGUGACCUACAGCUUGGCUACGGACACCAAAGACUUCAGACUAGAUCCCGUCACAGGUCGGCUGAGCGUGGCAUGGCCCCUUGACCACGAGACCCACGACGUGUAUGAGCUGCGGGUGGUGGCGUCUGACGGCGGAGCGCGCUCAGCCCAUGCCUACGUCACCAUUCAGGUGGCCAAUAUCAACGACUGCCCUCCUGUGUUUCCCACUGAGCGAUCAACGGCCGUGCGUGUCCCAGAAGACCUUCCUGAGGGCGCCCUGGUCACCCUGGUAACAGCCCAUGACCCGGACUCUCCUCGCCUGCGUUACUCUCUCGUGGGCGGCUACGAGGACAUGUUUGAGCUGGACGAGGACACGGCGGCUCUACGACUGGCCAAAAGUCUGGACUACGAGACUCGCCCCGCCUAUAACAUCACUGUCCGUGCUACUGAUGACGGCACUCCGCCACUCUCGGCCAGAACUCACGUCAUCAUACAGGUGGUAGAUGUGGACGAGAAUGUUCACGCGCCGGUGUUUAUGAAGGACGUGGAGCAGACCAUAGUAUUGGAGUCUUCGCCGCCCCACACCCUCGUCGCUACCUACAGCGCCGUCGACGGGGACCCGAACCCAGCUGACGCCGCCAUCACCUAUUCCCUGGUGGGUUCUGAGGGACGCGGCGUCUUCUACAUCGACCAGAAGGGUUCCAUCUACACAUCGUCAUGGCUUGACCGGGAGACUGUAUCGCGGUACUGGCUGAGUGUGAGGGCCCAGGACUCAGGCACCGUACCCAAGCAUGCCACCCUGCACGUAUACGUGGAGGUGGCAGACGUGAACGACCACCGGCCGUUGAGCUCCUGGCCGGUAUACUGGCCGGGGGUGACCGAGAACUCCCCGCCAGGUACCAGAGUUGUGACCGUAGACGCCAGUGAUCCUGACCCCGGGGCGAACAUCACCUACAACAUCACCGCUGGUAACCCUCAGUCACUCUUCACCAUCGACUCCAAGACAGGUGAAAUACACACAACAGCAAGGCGCUUGGACCGUGAGACACAGGCAGAACACGUCCUUGAAGUGACUAUCAGUGACGGUGAUGACCCUACCACGGCACUCUCUUCCACCACUUACAUUGCCGUCAACGUCCUGGAUGAGAAUGAUCAUGCUCCUGUCUUUUUAGAGAGAUUAUACAAGUUUUUUGUUCCUGUCAUUGCCCAUUCCAAACCACCGAUGGAUGAAGCAGUUAUAGACAGAGAUUAUAUAGAGGAUAUGCCCAUUGGGCAGAACUUCUCCUCACCCGAUGCUGACUACUUCCUCCCAUACAAGAAUGUGAGGGUGAGAGAUGCAGAGGAAGAUGAGGAGGGAUCUGGGGGAGAUUCCCUUUUCCUGAAAGAGUAUAGGAGCUCCGGCCUUGUGGAAAUAUUGGAAGACCAACAAAGGGUGGAGGAGGAGGUGGAGCUGGAUUAUAUUCCUAUAUGUAGGGUUGUGGCUGUUGAUGAAGAUGAAGAUGAUAAUGGAGAUAUAAGUUAUCAUAUAGAGUCCACCAAAUGGCAUGAUUUAUUUAAAGUUCACCAGAAAACUGGUGUGAUAUCUGCAAAGGCUGGAUUGGAUCCAAGAGAAGAUUAUGAAUUCACAGUCCAAGCUAUAGAUAAUGGGCGACCACAGAAGUCUAAUUCAUGCUUGGUGCUCAUCAACUUGGUACCAGUAUUGAAAACCUCUCCUAAUGCACCUGUCAUGCUCGAUCAACCUGAGGUGCGUGUGACUGUGUUAGAAAGCGACCCCAUUGGCCACCAUGUAACACUGAUUGAGGCUCAGGAUGAUGAUGGUGAUCAACUCUGGUUUGAUAUUAUUGGUGGUGAUGAGGAGAACAUGUUCACUGUUGGGCGAGAUACUGGAGGUGUUAUGGUUGCUGGCCAUUUGGAUGCAGAGCAAAAAUCAACUUACAACCUGACAAUUUCUGUGACUGAUGGUGUUCAUGUUGUUACAACUCAGCUCAUUGUAUCUGUUCUGGAUGUUAACGACUAUCGGCCGGCAUUCUCAGAACCCACGUAUGAGGUUGAGGUGGGAGAAAAUACUGCUCCUGGUACAACUAUUUUUACACUGACUGCCUCUGACCCAGACUCUGACCAACACUUAACAUUCACUCUCAUCAACACAGCUCACAUUUCUUCAGCAACAAAAUUUAGGGUCAGCUCAACAAGUGGUGACAUUGUUCUGUACGAACCAUUGGACAGGGAAGUACAGGAAGAACACAUUUUGACAGUUGGAGUCAAAGAUGGCAUUCCCCCUACAAAGGGUGAUUAUGCUCGUGUUAUCAUUAAAGUGCAUGACUACAAUGAUCAUGCUCCACAGUUUCUUGCAACUCUCUAUAAUGGUACUGUCACUGAAACUGCAACAAUUGGAACAACAGUUGCUGAGGUCAUUGCUGUUGAUCGUGAUAAGGGUGCUAACGGCCACAUAAUGUACUCCAUUGUAUCAGGGAACAUUGGUGGUGUAUUCAGCUUGGAUCCAGAGACAGGCAUAAUAUCAUUAGCAAGAGCUGUUGACCGUCAAGAGAUGCCCGAGUACUGGUUGGCUGUCCGUGGAAGUGACAAUGGUUCCCCUCCCAGACACUCCCAUGUUAAUGUCAACAUUCAUGUGAAGAUUGCAAAUAGUGCUCCUCCAAGGUUCUUGAAGAAGGUGUAUGUCUUUGAAGUUAGUGAGUCUUCUCACGUAGGUGACUACCUAGGAGUUCUUGAAGCUGAAAGUCGCUUGGGUGUUGUCUUUUCCUUCAUUGGCGAAUCAAGACGCAAUCCCUUUGCCAUAAAUCCUGCAUCAGGAAUGGUGUCAUUAGAUAUCCCUGUGGAUUAUGAAGAAGUUCAAUCAUAUAAUUUCACUGUCUUGGCAGCAUCCAUGAAUGGACAAGAGGCCACUGCUCAGUUAAUAAUAAAUAUUCGAGAUGAAAAUGACAACCCGCCAUACUUCACACAAAGUUCCUACAGUGGUCACAUUUCUGAAGCUGCGGCCGUGAAUUCUGUGGUGCUCAUGGAGGACAACAGUCCAUUGGUGAUCUCUGCACGGGAUAAAGAUUCUGACCAGAAUUCAAAUUUGGUUUUUACCAUACUGGAAGAGGAAGCAAGGAUGUAUUUCACUAUCGAUUCAUCAACAGGUGCAAUACGAACUGUUGCCCCCUUAGAUCAUGAAGUGAUCUCUGAAGUUAGCUUUAGUGUGAAAGUUCAUGAUAAUGGCCAGCCUAGGCUAUGUGCAUCUACCACUGCUGCUGUUGCAAUCACCAUAACUGACAUAAAUGAUGUCCCACCACGCUUCCUCCUACAAGAGUACAAUGCUACUUUACUUACUCCAACACAAAAGGAUGUGUCUGUGGUUCAGCUAAAUGCAACUGACCUUGAUUUUGAUGGCAAGGCCAAUCUGGAAUAUGAAAUAGCUGAUGGAAAUAAAGAUGGAAUGUUUAUGGUCAAUUCAAAAACUGGACUGAUUACAGUGAAUAAUUCCAACAAUCUUGCCACUCAUUACCAGCUUAAGGUUACUGUCAAUGAUGGACAAUUUGCGUCAAGUGCAGCAGUCAACAUUUACGUGGAACCGAUACCCCGUACAGGCCUGAGGUUCAGUGAAGAUAAAUACUUUGCUGCUGUUGAAGAAAACAGCACAAGAGUGGACAAGGUUUCAAUGGUUCAUGUUUUGGGAAGUAAUUUGAAUGAACAUCUGAGGUUCAGUAUUCUCAACCCCACAGACAUGUUUACCAUAGGGGACACGUCUGGUGUUAUUCAGACAACUGGAAAUCCAUUUGAUCGAGAAGUUCAGGACAACUACUUGCUGAUUAUAGAGGUACGCAGUGUAGUUCAUACCACCCCAGCUCGUGUGGCUCAUGUCCAGGUGCAUGUUGUGGUCACAGACAAGAAUGACAAUGCUCCCAUCUUUGUUAACACACCCUACUAUGGAGUUAUUUCUGUUGAUGCAAAGAAGCAUCAAGUAGUUUUUAGGGUUCAUGCUACUGAUUUUGAUGCUGAUGAAAAUCGUGAUGUCCGCUAUGAACUACAGCGAGGGAAUGGAGAAGUAUUUGCUGUGAGUCGUUCAACAGGUGAAAUAAGUCUGAAACAAACGCUGGAGGGCCUCAAAAGUGAAUAUGAGCUGAUCAUAAGUGCAUAUGAUGGGGGUUCUACACCCUUAUCCUCGCAAAUCCCUGUUCGACUGAAAGUGGUCGAUAGGUCACAGCCAAUAUUUGAUAGACAGUUCUACAGUGCCACAGUUGCUGAAAAUGCAGAUUCCCACACACCCAUUGUAACAGUUACGGCUCACAGUCAGCUGAAUCGAAAACUUAUUUACACCAUUGUUGGUGGGAAUGAACAUCAGACAUUUGCUAUGGAGCAUGAAGAGGGUCUGAUACGAGUCCAAGAUGGACUUGAUUUUGAAACUCGAAAUUCCUAUCAGCUUACUGUGAGGGCAACAGAUAGUUACUCGGGCAAGUGGGCAGAAGUUGUCGUCUCAGUGCAAGUCAUUGAUGUGAAUGACAAUCCACCAGAAUUUCUACAACACUUCUAUAAUGUCACUGUGUCUGAGGCUACAGCUAUUGCAACUCCAAUUCUGACAGUUUCUUCCUCAGAUCAAGAUACAGGACCAAAUGCAGGAGUGAGUUACAGGUUAAUGGGACUGAAUGGAACUUUACCCAAGAACUUUUAUAUGGAGGGAGACUCUGGAAUCUUGAUACUGAAGCAAGGAUUGGACCGGGAAACUGCUCCAGUACACCAUUUCCUGGUUCAAGCCAUAGACAAGGGAACACCACCAUUAUCAUCUACAGCACAUAUAUUGGUUACAGUUUUGGACAUGAAUGACAACCCACCAGUAUUUGAACAGCAAGCCCAACGCUGUGUGGUGACUGAAGAUGCUUCCCGUGGCCACUUUGUUACCCUUGUGUCUGCGUCUGAUGAGGAUAUUAGUGAUGUUAACAAGCUCACAUACUCAGUUGUUGAUGGCAAUGAACUGCAGGUGUUUGCCAUAAACUCUGCUUCAGGAAUCGUAACUGUAUGGAACAGCCAAAAGCUUCGUGAGAAUAAUCAGCACAUAUUGAAUGUGUCGGUGAGUGAUGGUGUCUUCACGGCUUACACACGUCUGGUGGUGUCCAUCACUCCAGUUAAUGCUCACUCGCCAACAUUCAAAGUUGCACAAUAUGAUGCCCACAUUCAGGAAAAUUCUGCUGUAAAAACUACUGUUGCUCAAGUGUCUGCCAGAGAUGUGGAUUCUGGACGUUAUGGUGAUGUAACAUACCACUUUAUAGGUGAUGAUGCUCAAAAGUUCUUCAGAAUAAAUGAAAAUACAGGUGAUGUGUGGACUUCAGAAGUGUUUGAUCGUGAGGAGCGUGCUGAAUAUGCCUUUACAGUGAUGGCAAUGGAUAUAGGUGGGCGCACUGGCUUCACUACGCUUCACAUUACUGUUAAUGAUGUAAAUGACAAUAAGCCUGUUUUCAUGCAGACUAAUUACAAAGCAAUUAUCAGGUCCAACACCACCUCUGGAUCUGUUGUCUUAAAGGUGUUUGCUGUGGAUGCAGAUAAAGGUGAAAAUGGCACAGUAUCUUACAAUUUUCAUAGCUCAGCCUUACCAGACACAAUGGAUGCUUUUUCUAUUAAUUCAAGAACUGGAGAAAUAUCUUUGAAAAGAAAUGCGCAUGAUUUGGGGAGCUCUGUCUUUGAGUUCUUUAUUGAGAGCAGAGAUGAAGGAAGACCAAGCCUUCAUUCAAAUGUCGCAGUUUUGUUGCGCAUUGUGGAUGUUGAUGUCAGACCUCCCGAGUUUCUGUCACAAAUAUAUACCCUCACAGUUGCAGAGGAUACACCGCCAGGCACACGAAUUGGAUCAGUGGGUGCACGUUAUGAUGGUGAAUUAGAAUAUUCAGUCGAGUGGGGAGGUCAUGAAACUUCUCCGCCAGUGUCUGUAUCAUCGCAGGGCACUUUGACCCUCACAUCUUUGCUUGACCAUGAAGAUAUUCACCGACUAUCACUCAUUGUCACUGCCCUACCUACAGACAAGCCUGAGUUGGCAUCAAGUACCAAUGUGGUUAUUGAAGUUCAAGAUGUAAAUGAUGAAUCCCCAGCAUUUGAGAGUGAGAAGUACUAUGUAUCUGUAGCCGAGAACACACCUUCUGGGUCAAAUGUUGUCAAAGUUUUUGCACAUGACCGUGAUGCAGGGAGCAACUCUGAGAUCCGCUACAUCUUGGAAGAGCAAUCACCACUUGUAGAGGAACCUCUCUUCACACUUGAUCCAUACUCUGGGUGGCUAUCCCUUAAUCAAGAGCUGGAUGCAGAGACAAAGUCAAAAUAUGAUUUAAAGGUUCUUGCCAAGGACAAUGGCACUCCACAAAGAAGUUCAACAACAAGUAUUAUCAUUGAAGUAAUUGAUUACAAUGACAAUGCUCCUCAAUUUGUUAAGGAGAAAUAUCAUGCUUCAGUAAGGGAGAAUGCUCUCCCUGGAACAGUUGUAGUGCAGUUGGAAGUUCUUGACUACGACUUAGGGGGAGGGGCCUUGGAUGGAGAAAUGGGACAAGGCAUCAUAUAUUACCUCACUGCUGGAAAUGCCCUUCAACACUUCCAUGUCCGAGGAGGGGGCCAAAUAUAUGUUGCUAAAGCUCUUGAUUGGGAGUCAGUGGACAAUUAUGCUUUAGAAGUUACUGCAACAGAUGGAGUCUUUGUUGCAAAGUCUUGGGUCUUCAUUCAAGUUUUAGAUGUUAAUGAUAAUGGUCCUCUGUGCACCACACCAUUUUACCGGCACACAAUCAGUGAAGCCGCCUUGCCUGGUACUCCACUCCUCAGGGUUUCAGCUACUGACCAUGAUCUUUCACCCAAACCUCAGUUCUAUCUCACUGGUCAAGGUGCUGGAAUGUUUGCUAUGGAUAUUAAUUCUGGACAGCUUAGUGUGGCAAAACCUCUAGACCGUGAAAGGCAAUCAGAUUUUAUGCUCAAAGCUACAGUAAAAGAUGGAGAAAAAUUGGAUUGGGAAUGCACAUGCCAGGUGGAGAUACAAGUUACAGAUGUGAAUGAUAAUCCACCCAUUUUUGGCAUGCCCAGUUACAGCAUCAAUGUACCUGAAAAUUCUCCUGAGAACUUACUUUUAUUGAAAGUUCAUGCAUCUGAUCCUGACAAAGGAAUCAAUCGAAAAGUUACCUAUGCCUUAGAAGGACAUAAUAUAUUUGUGAUGGACCAGCAAACAGGAAUACUGAGUGUAACUGAAACACUGGACAGGGAAAGCCGUGCCAUGUAUAAUCUAACAGUCAUUGCUACAGAUCAUGGGUCUCCAAAACUGUCGUCAAGAACAAAUAUUCUCGUACUUGUAUCAGAUGUUAAUGAUAACCCACCUGAAUUUGCCAGUCAUACUUACUUCACAACUGUGACUGAGAGUGCAAAUAUUGGAUCAGACAUUGUACGUGUGUUAGCAACUUCUAGGGACUCUGGAAAGAAUGCGGAAAUAACCUACUCGAUCAUUGGAGGCAAUGAACACCGCAAGUUUGCUAUUCAUCCGAAGACAGGCGUCGUAUCCAUCCUAGACCCACUGGACUAUGAAAGAGCACAUUCCUACCAGUUGACUGUUCAGGCAACAGAUGGGGGUGAGCCACCACUCUCAAAUCAUGCAACCAUCAAUGUUACUGUUACUGAUAUCAAUGAUAAUGAGCCAAUAUUCCUGCAGAACUCCUACUCUGUGAUUGUUAAUGAAGCUGCAAUCAUUGGAGAAAGAUUGAUUCAGGUAAUAGCAACGGAUUUGGACAGUCAGGCAAAUGGAAGGAUUACCUAUGGUAUAGCCAAUGGAGACCCUAAUCAUCAGUUUCGAAUUGAUCAGUUAUCUGGCUGGAUAUCAGUGGCAGGUCCACUGGACAGGGAAACCGUUGCAUCAUAUAACCUUGAAGUAAUUGCUCUUGAUCAAGGAAUCCCUCAGAGAUCAGGCUCUGUCAUGGUGAAUAUUGAAGUGAGUGAUGCAAAUGAUAAUCCACCAAUCUUUGUGGAAACAAAUCACACAGCAUAUGUCCAGGAAGACAAACCUGUGAACCAUCUGGUAUUUAAAUUUGAUGUGAUUGAUAAAGAUGAUGCUGCCCAUAAUGGUGGUCCAUUCACUUUUGAAAUAAUAUCUGGUAAUGACAACACAGCAUUUCGCAUUACUCAAGAUGGACACCUACGGACCGCUACUAAGUUCAACCAUAAAGUGAAAGGCCAUUAUCGUCUCCAGAUUAGAGUGUACGACAAUGGUCGUCCACUCCUGUACUCUGAAACCUGGAUUGAUGUAAAGAUAAUUGAAGAGUCCCGUUAUCAUCCAGUAGUAUUCCCACUGCAAGUGACAGUGUUUGUGCAAACAGGUGAAUACUUUGGAGGAGUCCUUGGUAAAGUUAAAGCUGCAGAUGAAGAUCCUUAUGACACCUUGACAUACUCAAUUAUGCCUGACCCGCUGGGUGUUAACACAAGAUAUUUCGGUACUAAUCCACAGGAUGGUACACUGUCUGCCCAAGGAGGUCUGGAUGAAGGCACUUAUACUGUUAAUGUGUCAGUUACUGAUGGCAAGUUUACAACUUUUAGUGAAGUUGAAGUUGACGUUGUUGACAUAAGCGAUGAUAUGGUAGAGAAUGCCGUUAUCCUUCGACUUGGAGGAGCAAACCCUGAAGAAUUCUUGUUAUCAUACAGACGUAGUUUUCACAGAGGUGUAAAGAACCUUCUCAACGCCAAAUCCCGUGAUGUAAUCAUUUUAAGUUUGCAGAACAGUAAUGCAAGAGUGCGAAGAGAUAAAAAAAAAUCGGUUCAAAAGUCAGUGUUUGAACAAGGAGAUUUAGAUAUUCUUUUUGUUGUUCGUAAGUCUUCUUAUGAUUUCUAUCCAAGGAACUUGGUUCGGAAGAAAAUUUCAUCUGGUCGUCAGACUUUGGAAUCAGUUCUUGGGCUUCGGGUAAUUGGAGUGGUAGAAGAUGAAUGUACUGAAAAUACUUGUGAAAAUGGUCAUUGUGAAGAACGUAUUGCACUUGAUGAUGACCAGGUAGCCAUAUCCACCGACACUAUGAGCUUUGUUUCUCUUCAUCAUCGCCAUGAAUCCAAGUGUAUAUGUCCUAAUGGCUUCUCUGGUGCUCGAUGUGACAUUGUUGUUAACCAGUGUGCCUAUAAACCUUGUCCAUCAUACAAGAAUUGUGUUCCAGACAGCUCUACACUGGGAUAUGUAUGCCUAUGUCCUGAAGGAUUGGUAGGGGCUACAUGUAAGCAAAACAAGUCCAGUUGCAUUGGCAAGGCAAAUAGUCCAGAAUGUUAUAGCCCAGUAUCACCACUAUCAUUCAAAGGCAAGAGUUAUGCCCAAUAUUCACUACGUAAUCCCAUUGAACGUCACUUCUCCUUCUCUCUCUGGUUCCGGACACUUCAUCCAUCUGGGAAUCUGAUGUUUACAGCAGGCAGGAUUGACUACAGCAUAUUAGAGCUGGAAGGAGGCGAGUUGCGUUAUCGCUGGGACCUUGGUAGUGGUGAAGGAAUGGUAGCCGUAACAUCUUUGCGUGUUGAUGAUGGCCAAUGGCAUCAUGUUAAUCUUGAACGAUUUGGCAAUACUGCUGAACUAACAGUUGAUGGUCAACACCGUGGACAAGGAGCUUCACCAGGAUCAUCAGACUUGCUCAAUCUUGAUACACCACAUUUAUACCUAGGAGCAGAAGUACGACCUUGGGCAGGAGCACAGGACCCACGCCAAGGACUUGUAGGUUGUGUAGAUGACCCUAGAGUCGAUGAUACUCCCUUGCCUCUGACUCACACAACUACCACCAAAGUUGCAUCACUCACUGGCCUGACUCAUGUAGCACCUCACUGUCAAACAGCAUUGCAGCCUCCUGGUGUUUGUGGUGCCCAUCCAUGUCUUAAUGGUGGCACAUGUGAAGAGCGAGGUGCAUCUUUUAUAUGUCAAUGUCACCCCCGUUUUCAAGGUUCACGGUGUGAGUUGGACUCUAAUCCCUGCGCAUCAUCGCCUUGUCUGAAUAAUGGGCAUUGUGUCAAUGUUGAAAAUGCUUACAGAUGUGAAUGUCCAGCUCGAGUGUCUGGUCUUCGCUGUCAAUACAUGUAUUGUAAUCCCAAUCCCUGCCUAAAUAGGGGGAUAUGUGAAGAGGGGAUUUCAGGACCAAUCUGUAAGUGCAGAGGAUUCACUGGUGCAUACUGCAACAUUGAUAUCAAUGAGUGUGCAAAGAACCCAUGUCACAAUGGUGGCACUUGCAUCAAUUCCUAUGGUAGUUUCCGAUGCAUGUGUCCAGGGAAUGCCACUGGAACAUACUGUGAUUCACACAUAGGACCUCUUAUUGACAUUGGCAUAGAAGAGAUCAUCUACAUAGUUAUUGGCAUUGUAGCCGUCAUCAUUUUAGGCCUAAUAAUUGUUCUUGCAAUGCACUGUCGAGAAAGAAGAGCAGCGCGAAGACGGCAACUAAUUCAACAGACAAAUCACGUCAUUCUGAAACCCAAAAAUACAGAUAACCACAACAUCUAUAAGCGAAAUUCAAAAAUGAGCAACUUGGAAGCUUCCCAGAAUCCGCACGGUUGCACGCCUCGCCCCGACUCCUACCCCACUAGUCCUAGUGAACCUGCGUACAUGCCGCUAAACAACUUUGACACCAUCCGUAGCUACGGCUCAGCUGGAGAUGAGCUAGAGAACCUCCCUCAAUACCCCCGGGAGUUUGUCCAAAACAUAUCCAAGUCCAACAGCCUCUAUCACCACCACACACCCCAGAUUAAUCCCCUGGGAACCCCCCGGGGCUCCACUUUGGGUUCUAUGGUGGGUUCUGGUUUGGGCUCGACCAUGUGCUCCCCAGGUACUACCACAGCUGCUGACACUGAUAGUUUGCACAAGCCCUGGAAGGAUGCACUUGCACAUAAUCUGAAGGACACCUACUAUGAGAAUAACAAGAUUCAGAAUGAUGUAAAGUUCCGCCAGGGUGAGUACUUGAGCCUCAAGAAGCUAAGUGUAGACGGCAGCACCAGGGAUGAUGCCAGUGUACGUUCAGGGACAUCAGUGGAUGAUCUGCCAGGCUACCACUGGGAUUGCUCAGAUUGGGCGCGACCAUCCCAGAAUCCACUUCCUAACAUCAUGGAGGUCCCUGGAGGUGAAGUGAGAGAUUCUUCAUCAUACCAUUCCAAUGAAUCAAAUGAGUCUAUAGUAGUGGAACCAACAAAAAACCAACCUUUGAUGCCACCAGUUGAGGGCCCUGUAGAUCCUGGCCGUGAUAUGGAAACUUUGCCUGCUGAUGAGCUCAUCAGUGAGUGUGAUACAGAGUUUGAACUUGAAUCUCGGCCUGAUAUGGAUACCUCCCAGCUUCUCGAUCCUAAUUCUGAUGCCGGGGCUGAAUCAGACACCUCCCUCUUCACUCCACAGCCCCAAAGAUAUGAGACUCACCCCAACCAAUACCUUCCACAUUACCAAAUUGGCAGUGAAACAGAAACAGAAGAUGAAAGAAGCAAGCUACUAAACACAUUUGAUGACCCUUACAGCAUAAACUACCAGCCUCCACCAAUCAGUCAUCUCCCAGAGGAUCGUAAUGGUGUCACUUAUUCUCCAUACCGAAUCCGCAGUAAUCGCAGACAUGAUACUGUAAAACGUUUCAGCGAGUUUGGAGGCGACAUGUCUGUGAUCUCUGGUAUGGAGGAUGAAGAGGAGGGAGCCUCCCUUUGGGGGGGUGCAGCUUCCAAUACAUCUGCAUCAGACCUGGAUAAUGUCUGUGAUAUUGAGGACUCAGAAGUAAACUCGGAAUUUGAAAAUGAUGAUAAAACAAAGAAAUAAAUACUAAGUACCACUAAAACUGUUCAUAUCUCUUGCAGUCUUCAAAAUUGGACUGGAUGUCUAAAUAGACUUCAAAUAUUUUGAGUGAAAUGCACAAACAAAACAGUAGGAAAUAUGUAUUUUUAUAUUUGAGAAAUCAAAAGACCGGUUAGAAACUUCUCAAACAAGCCUAGAGUGAUGGAAAAAUACUAUAUUAAACUGUGACAUACAGACAAUAACAGGACUCUCAUUUAUAUUUCAGCUGCCAUUUCCUAGUGCCUGUAUGCUGAUUAAGUAAAAUAAGGGUUCAUAUAACUUAUGUAUAUCUUCCAGUGUGCCUAACAUCCCAAGGUUUUCAUUAAUUCAUAUAAUGACUCAGAGAAUGGUUCUGAUAUUUUCUUGUGUGAACCUGAAUUGUGAUUUCCUUGGGCAAAGUGCCAAUUUUUAAUUGUUAAAGGAAAAACAAGGACUUCCUAUGUAUGAAGUGUCAGUAAGUUAGACCUACUUUAUAGCACUGGAGAUGAUAGUUUUUGUGAGCCAGGAAGUGACUGUUGGAGAUAUCUCCCUGGAAUAUAUAGAUUCUCAAGGUCUAUGGUGCUAUUGCAGUGAACUGUGCAAAAAUAGCUAGCAGAUAUAGCAGUUUGCUGGCAUUGACUGGGCCAUGUAAGAGUGCUGUGUAUAUAAAUGUGUAAAUAGAAAAAGUUGUCAUUGUAUAUAAUUUACAUAAUGUGUUCCACAGAAUGUUUAUAUUUUUUGCAGUGUGAACAGACAGGGUUAGAUUUUUUCAGGUAUGUUGUGCUGCCUGUGAGGAUUCUGGGUAUGUAACCAAUCACAGUUUUGGCUGAAUGAUCGAUUAGUCUGUAUUAGACAUUUAGCAAUCUCUAUGUAGUUUUUAUCACCAUUUGGACGACAGUUUAGUACUCUAAACCCAUUUCAUUGUUGAUGGUAUACUAUCAUUAAUACAUUUGUUUUAUAUUAUUUUGAAGGUAUUUAAAAACUUAACCCAACUGUUGUGCAAUUAAAUUUGUAGAGAAUAUUUUAAUACAUUUUAUUACAAAUUUCUUAUUUUUCAAGUGUACUGCAUUUUUCAAUUUACCCCUGUGCCAAAGGUGGCAAUCAUUUUCUUGUGUCCACAAGUGUCCUUGAAUUGAACAGAGCAGAAUAGAGAUUCGGGUCAUUGACGAGAGACAUCUUGCUGCAUGUCCGAUAUCCUGUGGUAUGAUACCGGCCCGUGUCCUGACUGCCCUGAAUGUAGCUUGCAACUCUUAAGAUUAACUGGAAUUUAACAGCUUUUUGUAUAAUCCUUUUAAUUCUUAUGUAAUCUUUAUGUACUGUAUAUCAAUGAUAAAUUGAUUAAUCUAUUCCAGUAUAAGCAGAUCUCCAAACAGCUUCCCAGAAAAGGCUUCCUCUUUAUCAGUGGAAUUCUUUGUACACUGUGGUUAAUCAUCCAAUUGUGUAACACAUGCAUUGUAACUAGAGAUUCAGAUUUAUCAUAAUUUACUUAUCAUUAAGUGUGUGUGACGAGGCCUGCAAAAAUGGUUCAGAAGUAGUUGCUGGUAUUUUAAUUACAUUCAAAUAUUUUCUGGUAAUUUUACAGUUAAUAUUAGGGUUAAUGAUUGCUGCUUGGUGUUGCUGGUCAUGCCACAUACAGUGUACUCUGUUUUUGCUGUUUUUUCAAGCUGUCAUAUCCUCUUUACCAUUCCGUUCCUGAUAGGUUAUUGUACUAACCGAAGUAAUUGUGAUAAUAGCUGUACUCUGUAAAGGAGGAAUUCAUAUUUUUUAUGUGAACUAAUACAGGAGUAAUGGUUAUAUUAAAACAGUUUUAUGGAUAAUGUAUGGUUGCCUUGGCAGCUAAUGUUUUAUACAGAUUUUGUAAAUAAACUUGUAAUAACUUGUAA
Homarus americanus (American lobster) is the source of this 16404-nucleotide messenger RNA. Its product is annotated as fat-like cadherin-related tumor suppressor homolog. Gene Ontology annotation, biological process: homophilic cell-cell adhesion. Gene Ontology annotation, cellular component: plasma membrane. The coding region runs from base 110 to 14527 and encodes 4805 amino acids. Gene Ontology annotation, molecular function: calcium ion binding. The record is from RefSeq and is a predicted model, not a curated record. Lineage: Eukaryota; Metazoa; Arthropoda; Malacostraca; Decapoda; Nephropidae. The transcript has 46 exons.